AUGCCAUUUGAGCCACUUGUUUUGUUACAUAGACUUGCGCCUGAAGACGUAAAUCACUUGAUACGACCAAAUCCUCCUCCCCCUACGAUUACCAAUCAACCACAAAAUGCCCACACAUUUCAAAACAAUGAAGGGAACAAAACCCAAUCACGGAAGAAGGAUGUAGUCUCAAACAAAAAAGAUUUACGUUUAGGAAAAAAACAAAAAUUGACUUCUGCUCGGUCGUCACCUAAAUUACGACUUCUAAAAUCUAAUUUAAACGGUGUAAAUCGUAAUAAACAAGAACAAGGAAAAUGUACGAAGGAACAAAAAGUCACAAAGAAUCGGAUAGGAAAAUUAUCAUUUGCUGAUAAAUCUAAACAUUCUAAACUUUUAACAACUGAUAUUUUUGAUAAAGAAUUAGUUGUAGUUAUUGAUAAUUGCUUCAAUGAGGUGUAUAGAGAUAUGAUAAAUAGUUCAGCUCAACACCCAAAAAUACGAAACCCUACCAAUUCAACAGUAGCCUCCAUUAGCAGUACUAGUAGUAGUAAUUCUGUAACUUCGACUCGAGACUCAGCAGUUGGUAAAGAACACAUCAUAGAUGACACUAUUAUGAUAACAACUAAAAAAUCUCCACUAUCUACAGCAACUCCAGUCGUAGAGGUGAUUGACAAAAAAACAAGAGAUAUUUCAUCAAAUGGACAGCAGCACAUUACUUCAGACAGACAUGAUAAGCAGACCAAUUAUGACAAGGUUCAAUAUGAUUCUUCAGGCCUCAGUUUGCGUACAAGGACUAUAUCGUCAACCACGGUGCCUACACCAUUGCACCAUUCAACAGUUCCUGGAUCGUAUUCUGUACAACCUAAUUGUUCUACUUCAUCAGUUACUACUCCUACUCCUAGACCUCGUGGUCGGCCCCCAAGACGAAAAAAUCUGAAGCAUAUUGCUAAUAGAAAAGCACUGCAACAAGCUGCUAGUAAACUAUCAGAAGAGAAAAAAGUCUGUGAUUUAACCAUAACGAGUCCUGAAGUAGAAUCAGCAGCAAUUAGUUUGGAACGUUUGCAGCAGCAACAAAAGUCACUGAUUGUCUGUAAUGGUAUUGAAAGUUACGACGAUGAGCAAGAAAAUAGUGAAAAGGAAGUCUCCUAUAUUAAUCCUGUUAAACAUUUAGCACCGUCACCAGAAGUUGAUAAAGAUGGUAAAGAUGAUAAAGGUGAAAAUAAAGACAAUAAAGAUGGUACAGAUGAUGAUUGUAUUUUUGUAGAUAUCACUUAUAAAAAGAAAAUUAAUAAUCGUAAAAGAAAACAAUUUGAUACCGAAGAAACUGUUGCUGAAAAACGUCUUUUGAUAUCUGAUAAUUCUGAAAAAAGUGUAAUAGACAAGUCUUCACUGCCAGAUAACUCUGAUUUAGUCGAGUAUGGGUUCUUAGCUGAUUGUAACAUUUUUGAACGAUACCGACGAUGUACUGAUUUGAAAUCAUCCACUUCUGAUUAUUCUUCAGUUUUAUACGGUCGCACAUAUUGGCCAACAAGUUGGGAAUAUUCGGGUGCAUCGCUCACUGGUCAUGUUCAAAAAAAAACAUCUAAAGAAGCGUUACGUAAAAUAAGGUUGAUUUGCGGUGGAGGAGCAUCUAGUAAAACUAAUGGUACUUCUAACUCAACCUCACUGAAAACCAAUUCUACACUAAAGAAGUAUAAAACUUCAGUUCUUCAAAGACGUGGCAGUGCUUGCAAAUCAACACCAAAAGCUCCUGUUGAAGUGUCUGAUGGUACAAAACAUCAUCCUUCGACAUCAACAACUAUUGUAAAACGACAAAAAGGUCGGCCUCCUGGUAGAAAAAACAAGCUAUUACAGGUUGUUUUAAAAUCAAAUAGUCCGCGAAAGUCGCCACGUCAACAUGCAUCUACAUUAGCAGCAAUCAUGUCUAACAAAGUUGGAAAUCCUGAUAAAGUUGGAAAUCAACAGUCUAAUAAACCAGAAGCAGAUCUAGAAACAGUAGAAACUAACCAAAAUUCUUUAGAUAUGGAUGUACCAUGUUUAUUGAGGAUGUCCAUGCCAAAAAGUUAUGAACAUUUGUCAGGAUUCCGUCAUCAUAGACAUCGUCGGCAAUUAGAAAACAAACGUAUCAUUAAACGUCGUCGUCGACGUCGUUCAACUACUCCACCUCCGCCAAAAUUGUGUGCUCAACAACCAGCUCCACAGCGAAUUUCUGUAAAUACCGCUGUAGAUCAAGAAAGAGUGAAAUUGCGUACAAAACAUGUGGAUGUAGUGAGGAGGCGAGCACGGGAUGAAAGACUACGUGCAGCAUUUGUGUGUCAACAAUUACUUAAAGUACAAGAAAUAGCUGAACAAAACCGUUGUAAAAUAGCCCAAGAGGCUAAGCAAACUUUUGAUCCAAAUAAAGAAUACUAUCAGUUCUCAAAUAAUGCUAUAAUAUUACCAAUUGAAGGUAAUCAAGACCAAAUUUGGUCUCAAAAUACUGAUAGUAAUCGAGAACCUGAUAACAUGUGUUUACAAAUAAUGUAUGAACAAACUGCUGACAAGAGGUUUUUAUGUACUAAUUUAACAGAUGAAACUCUACAACUGUAUUAUCAACAACGUGAAUUAGCUUUAACUGAACGUUUAACAAAUAAUCAUCAUGGUGAAACGUUGUCUUCUGAUUUAGGUACAGACAUGAUAUCAAAUAAGCGAAAGAAAAAACGGCCAAAUAUGACUGGUUGGCCGAAAGAAAAACGUCGAAAAAUCAUAGCUACCCCAUCAUCCAUGAACACAGCUGUAGAAGAUCCAAAUGGUGAUAGUGAUACUGAAAGAGAUGAUAUUGCCAAACGUCGAAGAGCAGCAGCAGCAGAACAACAGAGGCUGAGACGUCGACGUAUAAAAUUGGAGCAGCAGGAGCUACUCAAAGAAAAAUCCAAAGUUAAAAUAAGAGCUGCCUCGCCUAAGCGAAGUGGACGAAGACCGGGACGCCCUGGUCGUCCUGGUCGGCCAUGUCGCCCAGGUCGUCGUCCUGGCCCUAAUAAAAAAAAUAAAACUCCAACAUACCGUCGAAACAAUAGUGUGAGUAGUAAUAGUACAACAACAAGUAGCAAUACCAGUAGUGCUACCACUAAAGUAAAAAAAGUAAAAACACCAAGAAAGCAACGUACACCUGCACAAAAUAAAACUGCUGUACCUAUUGCAUCUGUAACACCUGUUACACCAAAUACAAUUGUAAAACGAAAAUGUGGAAGGCCUGUAGGAAGUGUUGGUCUACGACAACGAUUAAAAUUACAGUUGUUACAACAGAAUUGUCAAAACCAAACGCCAUCAUCCUCUGAACAACAAAAAGAGAAUGUUGUCCAGCAACAGUCUAGUACUGGUAAAUUGAAAUGUGUUAUAUCAACACGUAAUAAUCGCAUGAAAUUAUUGUCGACCUCUGGCAGGAGUUCCCCUGCAGCAUUGAAUCAAAAAAAAACAGCAACUGCAAGCAAAACUAAGAAGUCAGCUGCUGCGUAUAAUUUAACGUCUUCAUGUUUAACAUCACUUCCAUCGUCACAGGUGACAGAGGUGGGUAAAAUUACUAGAACAACAGCUAAAAGAAGAAGACUCCAACAGCAUCAACAAACAGCCACAGCUACAGUUACUUGGGAUGUUGGGAGGCCUAAAAGAUAUCAUUCAACCAACCAUAGUAGGAAUGCUAGUAGUGUGUGUGAAGAAGAUUGUUGUUUUGUUGGAUCACAACCAUUUGAACAACAUUGUCCAGGUGGUGGAGGUGGCUUAAGUCAUAAUACUGUGCUUGAAAAUCAUCAAGAUCACCAAAAAGAAAACACAGUACACAGUGGUUUAUAG
Messenger RNA from Macrosiphum euphorbiae (potato aphid), 3807 nucleotides. NCBI's taxonomy places the organism in Eukaryota, Metazoa, Arthropoda, Insecta, Hemiptera, Aphididae. The record is from the annotation of a GenBank genome assembly.